GUGCAAUAUACUCCAGCAUGAGACAAGCAGUCCUGGUUCUUGCCUUAAUCGGCAUUUCAGCAUGUGCCCGCCUCGACUACCUACCUCCAGGACGCGGUAACGCAGGUGGUGGUGGACCAGGUGGUUACCCAGGGGCCGUAGCGCCAGGCCCAAGCGGUGGCGGAGGCGGCGGUUAUCAAGGUGGUGCCGGAGGUGGAUAUCAAGGAGGCCAAGGAGGCGCAGGCGGUGGUUAUCAAGGUGGUGCAGGAGGUGGUUAUCAAGGAGGUGCCGGUCAAGGAGGCUAUCAAGGUGGUACUGGAGGAGGGUAUCAAGGAGGUAGUGGAGGAGGAUAUCAAGGAGGUAGUGGAGGCGGGUACCAAGGAGGUGCAGGCGGAUAUCAAGGAGGCGGCGGCGGUGCUGGAGGUCGCGGUGGAUAUGGAGGUGCUGGUGGAGCAUACAGUGGAGCAGGCGGCGCUGGUGGCGCUGGCGGCAGACCAGGCGCUGGUUCUGAAAUCCCCAUAAUUCGUUAUGAAAAUAACAACAACGGUGAUGGUACCUACAACUAUCUAUACGAAACUGGAAACGGUAUCAAUGCUGAUGAAAGUGGUGACGCUCGAGGAGACGGUACUCAGGCUCAAGGUUCAUUCAGUUACACAUCUCCCGAUGGUCAACAGAUCCAAGUAUCAUACACCGCUGAUCAAAAUGGUUUCCAACCCCAAGGCGCUCAUCUUCCAACACCUCCCCCAAUCCCACCAGAAAUCCAAAGAGCUAUUGAUCAAAACCUCGCUGAUGAAGCCAGAGGAAUCGUUGAUGAUGGCCAAUACAAACCUGGUGCAGAUGAAGGUCAAGGUGGAUACUCAGGAGGUCAAGGUGGAUAUUCAGGUGGACAAGGUGGAUACUCAGGUAGUGGACAAGGGGGAUAUUCGGGAGGUGGACAAGGGGGUUAUUCUGGUGGUCAAGGAGGACAAGGAGGAUAUUCAGGAGGACAAGGAGGACAAGGAGGACAAGGGGGAUAUUCAGGAGGACAAGGAGGACAAGGUGGAUAUACUGGGGGUGGUGGCCAGGGAGGACGAGGUGGUUAUUCAGGAGGUGCUGGUCAAGGUGGAAGAGGUGGAUACAGUGGCGGAGCAGGUGGAAGUAGAGGUGGAGCAGGAGGUGCCCCAUCAGGACUUUAUGGUACUCCAGGAGCAGGUUCGGGACAGCGAGGACCCGACGGAUAUAGAUAUUAAGAGAGAGGAUGCUAGCUUGCCAUACUGAUUAGUAUUUUAUUUUAUAGUGUGUGAAUUUUGUACUAUACAUUUUGUAAAUAGAAACUUUUAUUUUAGGUAAAUAAAUAUAUACAUUUUUAUA
Messenger RNA from Diabrotica balteata, 1329 nucleotides. Lineage: Eukaryota; Metazoa; Arthropoda; Insecta; Coleoptera; Chrysomelidae. The record is from the annotation of a GenBank genome assembly.